GCGGCGUCGCGCGCCGCUUCCGCGAAUGUGGAGCUGCGGGAUGGCUUCGCUGCUGCUGCUGCAGCUGGCGGGGCUCGGCGUGGCGCUGGCGGCCGCCGGGCUCAUUUUGGUUUCUGUCAUUGCAUUUAUAACUGCUACAAAAAUGCCACCAUGUCACCAACAUGAAGAAGAGAAAUUCUUUCUCAAUGCCAAAGGCCAGAAGGAAACUUUACCCAGCAUCUGGGACUCACCCACCAAACAGCUGUCUGUUGUGGUGCCUUCCUACAAUGAAGAGAAACGGUUGCCUGUGAUGAUGGAUGAAGCCCUGAACUACCUAGAAAAGAGACAGGAACAGGACCCUAGGUUCACUUAUGAGGUGAUAGUAGUUGAUGAUGGCAGUGGAGACCAGACUUCAAAGGUUGCUUUAAAAUACUGCCAGAAGUACGGAAGUGACAAAGUGCGAGUGAUAACACUGGUGCAGAAUCGCGGGAAAGGUGGCGCUGUGAGGAUGGGUGUAUUCAGUUCCCGAGGAGAGAAGAUCCUCAUGGCUGAUGCUGAUGGAGCCACAAAGUUUCCAGAUGUUGAGAAACUAGAAAAGGGGCUGAGUGAUCUCCGGCCAUGGCCUGAUCAAAUGGCCAUCGCUUGUGGGUCUCGAGCUCAUCUGGAGAAAGAAUCAAUUGCUCAGCGUUCCUACUUCCGUACUCUUCUUAUGUACGGCUUCCACUUCCUGGUGUGGUUCCUUUGUGUCAAAGGAAUCAGGGACACGCAGUGCGGGUUCAAAUUACUAACCCGAGAAGCAGCGGCCCGGACCUUCUCGUCUCUGCACAUUGAACGAUGGGCAUUUGACGUAGAACUGCUGUACAUAGCACAAUUUCUUAAAAUUCCAAUAGCAGAAGUUGCUGUCAACUGGACUGAAAUUGAGGGUUCUAAGUUAGUUCCAUUUUGGAGCUGGCUACAAAUGGGCAGAGACCUGCUUUUUAUCCGACUGCGGUAUCUGACGGGUGCCUGGAGGCUUGAACGAACAAGGAAAAUGAGUUAGUUUGCUGUCCAGGCUGGACUACAUUUUUACCGACCAGUGUCAUGCAAUUUCACUUGAAAUCAGGAUUUUUCAAUAAAGCUGCAAUGGGCCCAUUCUCACUAUCCGCCUUUGUAUGUCCUUAAGAAUUACCUGCCACGAGGAAACCAUGAGAUGUCUUUUGGGACAAAUAAAUUUUUAUGUAUUUGUGUCAUAAAUUA
Molecule: messenger RNA, 1215 nt
Organism: Peromyscus eremicus (cactus mouse)
Lineage: Eukaryota; Metazoa; Chordata; Mammalia; Rodentia; Cricetidae
Gene: Alg5
Product: ALG5 dolichyl-phosphate beta-glucosyltransferase
Exons: 10
Coding region: 26-1018 (330 amino acids)
Cellular component (GO): endoplasmic reticulum membrane
Source: RefSeq, a predicted model, not a curated record